Messenger RNA from Ananas comosus (pineapple), 943 nucleotides. RefSeq names its product ethylene-responsive transcription factor ERF020-like. The transcript has a single exon. NCBI's taxonomy places the organism in Eukaryota, Viridiplantae, Streptophyta, Magnoliopsida, Poales, Bromeliaceae. Gene Ontology annotation, biological process: regulation of DNA-templated transcription. Bases 57 to 578 code for a protein of 173 amino acids. The record is from RefSeq and is a predicted model, not a curated record. Gene Ontology annotation, molecular function: DNA-binding transcription factor activity; DNA binding.
CCUUAAAUUGAGAACAGUGCGUGUGCGUAUCGAUCGUCGCCUCACCGGAUUCCGGCAUGAGCCGAGCGAUGGCCGCGGACGGCGAUGGCGAUGGCGAUUGCGAGAGGAAGAAGUACAAGGGGGUGCGGCGGCGGCGGUGGGGGAAGUGGGUGUCGGAGAUCCGGGUGCCGGGGACGCGGCACCGGCUGUGGCUCGGGUCGUACGCCACCGCCGAGGCGGCCGCGGUGGCCCACGACGCCGCCGUGUUCUUCCUCCGGGGCCCGGACGCCGCCGAGGGGUUCAACUUCCCCGAGAGCGCCGAGGGGUGCUACUGGCGCCGGGCGACGUCGGCCGGGGGGCAGCUGUCGCCGCAGUCGGUGCAGCGCGUGGCGUCGGAUGCAGGGAUGGCGGCCGACGCGGGGCUGGCGGUCGGCCGUGCGGAGGAAAGAGAAUUACAGCAGCAGCAGCAGCACCAGCACCAGCAGGAGCAGAACCAGCAGCAGCAGUUGGUGCAGCAGCCGGCAGUACUGACUGGGGAGUACUGGGGACCUGCAGGAGGGGAUGAGUGGUGGUCGGAUUAUGGGGUGGGGGGGUUUUAGUUGGAGGGAUUUGUGUGUUGAGGAUACGGAGAUAUACGCGUGUAGCAAAUUAAUAGAUAAAACUUCUGCCGAGGGCUUUCUAAUAACAACUCUAAAUUUGAUAAUUCAUUAAAUAAUUUUUAAUAUUAAAAUUUUAAAAAAAUUAAAGUCUAGAAAGAAAUAUUAUAAUUUUUGGAUGUUGUUAAAAAUAAUAUGUGAUAACGAAUUGGGAGCGAAACGAUGUUGGGGAGCUACCCACUAAAUUUUUUUUGUAGAAGCUUCCUCAUGUAUGUAGUAAGUGUUAUUGGAGGGAAAAGAAAAACACUAUUCAAUAGUGCAUCAAGAGUCAUGUUGCGAUUGAUCUCAUUUUUAUGUUUAAAACAAGA